This is a messenger RNA of Girardinichthys multiradiatus, 3526 nucleotides long. Its product is annotated as macrophage mannose receptor 1. Bases 87 to 2513 code for a protein of 808 amino acids. NCBI's taxonomy places the organism in Eukaryota, Metazoa, Chordata, Actinopteri, Cyprinodontiformes, Goodeidae. The record is from RefSeq and is a predicted model, not a curated record. The transcript has 4 exons.
ACUGCCAGAACUUUCUGUUAAGAGCAGCAAAUGGUCAUUACAUUAAACAGUAUUUGUUUACCCUUUUUUUCAAGGUAACUUUUAUCAUGACUGAAAUAUGGCUGAUAACAAGAAGGACUUUACCUCUUUUUUUAAUUUUUGCCUCAGUGAUUUUCACAUCCCCACUGGAAUCUUCACCCUUUCAGCUAGUUACCUCUAAGAAGAAGUACAAAGAGGCAAAGAGCUACUGCAGAGGGAUGUAUACCGAUUUAUGCAAAUUUUACAAGUUAGCAGAAAUUAAUGCCAUGAUUGAUUUAGUUUUAAAAUCAGCUGACCGCGUUUGGAUAGGGCUGGAGCUUGGAGAACAGCGGAUUUGGCACUGGACUGCGUCUAAUCAAGGAACAAGCUUUUUAAACUGGAGGAUCGGAGAACCAAAGAAUAAUAAAACAGAAGUGUGUGCAGCAAUGGAUCACAAUGGAACAUGGGUUGAAAAUGACUGUGGAAUUCCAAAGAGCUUUGUUUGCCAAGGCAGCGGGGAUGCCAGGAAUCACAUCUUCGUUCAGUAUAAAAAAUCAUGGAGGGAUGCUCGCAGUCAUUGCUGGGGCCUAUCAUCUGAUCUUGUUAUUAUAGACUCAGCAGAAGAAAAUAAAGCAAUCAGGAACAUGUCCGCAUCUGAAGAUGUAUGGAUUGGACUCUUCAAAGAUCCCUGGAUGUGGUCGGAUGAUAGUAACUCAUCGUUCCGGUUUUGGAAUGCCAGUGAACCCAGCUAUAGUGACAAUCGAGGCUGUGUUGCCGCUGACUUAACAAAUCUGGGAAAGUGGUCCAGUCAGAACUGCAAUAACACACUCAGUUUCAUUUGUUGUAAUGCAACAGAUCUAGAAACUACCAGUUCACAAACUACACAUCAGAGCAUUACAACAGACUGUUCAUCACCUAAUCUGACAACUCCUCCAUCUAAUUCAUCUCAAGCAGACGCAGCAACCUUUAAUUCCACUUUGUUUACCACUGGACAACAGAUUACUAAUGUUACCACUAUAGCACCACCAGCUAUCACUGGACUGACUGCAUCUAACCCCACUGGCGUUGCUUCACGUACCAUCAGUACUAAGUUUAACACUACAAGUACAAAAAUGCCAACAAUGACAACAACAUCACUGGACCGAAAUAAUUCCACCCAAGUUCUACCAACUAUCAUUGGACUGAUUACACCAGCAACACUACGACCCCAAAAUGUCACCAACCCAGAACCAACCACUGUCACUCCACUGACAACAUCCAUUACCACAGAGGUUGUUUCAUAUGCCAUAACCACUGAGCUUACCAGUACAACAGAAAUGCCAACAAUGACACCAAUACAAACGUCCCAAAAUGUUACUACCCCAGCACCAUCAGCUGUCACUGGAUUCACUACAUCUAAUACCACUGAGGUUGUUUCACAUCCCAUCAGCACUGAGCCCAACAAAACAAUUACUCAAAUGCCAGCAGUGACAGCAACAAAACUGCCCCAAAAUGUCACAGACCCAACACCAACUACUGUCACUGGACUGAUGACAUCCAACACCACAGAGGUUGUUUCAUAUCCCUUAACCUCUGAGCUUAACAGUACAAGAACAGAAAUGUCAACAAUGACACCAAUACAACCAUCCCAAAAUGUCACCAACCCAGCACCAACUACUGCCACUGGACUGACAACGCCCAACACCACAGAGUUUGUUGUAAAUCCCAUCAGACCUGAGUUUAACACUACAAGUACAGAAAUGCCAACAAUGACAACAACAUCACUGCAUCGGAAUAAUACCUCUCACGUUCUACCAACCACCACUGGACUGAUUACAUCUAACAAAAGUGAGGUUGUUUCACAUCCCAUCAGCACUGAGCCCAACAAAACAAUUACUCAAAUGCCAACAGUGACAGCAACACAACUGCCCCAAAAUGUCACCAACCCAGAACCAAUGACUUCCACUGCACUGAUAACAUCCAACACCACAGAGGUUGUUUCAUAUCCCAUAACCGCUGAGCUUAACAGUACAAGAACAGAAAUGUCAACAAUGACACCAAUACAACUGUUCCAGAAUGUUACCACCCCAGCACCAUCAGCUGUCACUAGAGUGACUACAUCUAAUACCACUAAAGAUGUUUCACAUCCCAUCAGUAAUGAGCCACACAAAACAAUGACACAAAUACCAACAGUGACAGCAACACAACUGCCCCAAAAUGUCACCAACCCAGCACCAACUACUGCCACUGGACUGACAACGCCCAACACCACAGAGUUUGUUGUAAAUCCCAUCAGACCUGAGUUUAACACUACAAGUACAGAAAUGCCAACAAUGACAACAACAUCACUGCACCGAAAUAAUACCUCUCACGUUCUACCAACCACCACUGGACUGAUUACAUCUAACAAAACUGAGGUUGUUUCACAUCCCAUCAGCACCGAGUCCAACAAAAAAAUUACUCAAAUGCCAACAGUGACAGCAAAAAACUGCCCCAAAAUGUCACCAACCCAGAACCAGCAACUGUCACUGGACUGACAACAUCCAACACCACACAGGUUGUUUCAUAUCCCAUAACCACUGAGCGUAACAGUACAAGAACAGAAAUGUCAACAAUGACACCAAUACAACUUUUCCAGAAUGUAACCACCCCAGCACCAUCACCUCUCAUUGGAGUGACUACAUCUAAUACCACUAAAUAUGUUUCACAUCCCAUCAGUAAUGAGCCAGACAAAACAAUGACACAAAUGGCAACAGUGACAGCAACACAACCGCCCCAAAAUGUCACCUACCCAGCACCAACUACUGCCACUGGACUGACAACACCCAACACCACAGAGUUUGUUGUAAAUCCCAUCAGACCUGAGUUUAACACUACAAGUACAGAAAUGCCAACAAUGACAACAACAUCACUGCACCAAAAUAAUACCACCCACGUUCUACCAACCACCACUGGACUGAUUACAUCUAACACCACUGAGGUUGCUUCACAUCCCAUCAGCACUGAGUCCAACAAAACAAUUACUCAAAUGCCAACAGUGACAGCAAAAAAACUGCCCCAAAAUGUCACCAACCCAGAACCAACUACUGCCACUAGACUGACAACACCCAACACCACAGAGUUUGUUGUAAAUCCCAUCAGACCUGAGUUUAACACUACAAGUACAGAAAUGUCAACAAUGACAACAACAUCACUGCACCGAAAUAAUACCACCCACGUUCUACCAACCACCACUGGACUGAUUACAUCUAACACCACUGAGGUUGUUUCACAUCCCAUCAGUACUGAGUCCAACAAAACAAUUACUCAAAUGCCAACAGUGACAGCAAAAAAACUGCCCCAAAAUGUCACCAACCCAGAACCAACUACUGCCACUGGACUGACAACACCCAACACCACAGAGUUUGUUGUAAAUCUCAUAACCACUGAGAUUAACAGAACAAGAACAGAAAUGCCAACACCAACACCACUGCACGAAAAUAAUACCACCCAAGCACUACCAACUAUCACUGGACUGGCUACAUCUAACACCACUGAGGUUGUUUCAUAU